AUGGAUCCGGAAUCCACUCCCCAUUUCAUUAACGGUCGACACCCUUCUGUUAAACGUCCUAACCACCAACUUCCCGUCCAGCGCUCAUCGAACAACCAGGACGUUCCUUUACCCGGCUUUACUCUCUACAAUCCAACAAGAAACACGACUAAUUCAUCUCUCCAUCACACCGGGAGCUUAAGCGUAAGAAAAAACUUUAGCGGAGGUACCCGCAACAAACAUACUCGCUCGGCUACCGUAGCUAAUAUCGAGAGCGCUGCUAACGACACCCGUAAAACCAAUAACCGCACACCCGUCUUGCCAAACCCAAUGCAAUCACAUCCCCAAAUUCACAAACGUGGCUUCUCCCGUACAAUGAAGAGCAUAUCUUCCUUCAUUCAAAUAGGCGUAAACAUUCCCCCAUACGUAUCAUUCCCGCUUACAAUCGACAAGUCAUUAUCAAUUGAACGAUUGGCCAGGCAGAUCGAAGCAGAAUAUGCAUUUAAAUUUUCCGGAAUAGAUCAAAAUUGUUACGAGCCCUUGGAAGUCGGUUUAUUAUAUGAUGUAGGAAUGUUGGCUUUGAAGUUUAGAGACAUUGUCGGUGAUGUUUUGGAACAUGGAGACGUGGUAAAUGUGCUUAAUGUCUACGAUGAAGAUUACCAACGAAAUUCGAGCGUGGAAGGCUCGGAAGACGAAAGCAUUUAUAGUCGAGCUGAUUACGGCUGUGAACAAGAUAUCCCGUCUGUACAAAAUUCACAAUCUUCACAUUAUUUACUGCAACAUAAUCAUCAGACUUGGCACAAAGAUGCUGCUGCAGACUCGAUCAUGGGGGAAGCAACUAAUUCAGAAAACCAAAUCCAGAAAAUUAUAUCACAAUCUGACCAGCGUCUCCGUGCAAUUCUAUCCAAUAUUCUUGCAAUGACUUUCUUUCAGAAAUUCACUGUCCGCGAAUACUCUGUCGAAAAUCUCUUAUUCUGGCUUGACGUGGAGCUUUUCGCAGCCGGUGUCUCUGGAACGAAUGAAGAUAACUAUUUUGAUGAGAACCAGACUGCAGUGAUACAUGCAAAGUACAUUUAUCUGACUUAUGUGCAUUCGCAUGCACCAUUGCAAGUGAAUCUUAGUGAUGAGGUUAAGAGAGCGGUACCGUGGCCGUUGGACGAUGAUUGCGUUGUUGAUAGGCGGAUGUUCGAUGAAGCACAAGAAUCAGUUUAUCAGUUGAUGAAGGGGCACACUUUUCUUAGGUUUGAGGAGAGUGAAGAAUGGAAAACUUGUGAAAAGAUCAAAAAUGAAGACCCCCAAUGCUACGCUUCAUAUGAAAUGACCGAAUCGAUUGACAAAUAUUUCAAGCCCAACAUGUCAUUGAUGUUAGCUGUCACAAUGGCACUCGACUAUGGUCUAGACGCUACUCCGAUAUCCCAUCACUACAAAGAACAAACGCUCCAUUCCAUGCUUUCUCAAUAUUUUCCCGAAACUAUCCUAAACAAUGUGACUAAACGUCAGCACCGCCCGGCUUCAUCUGUUCCAUCGCAUGUCGUUGAAGGAUACUUUAACUCUGAAAAUCGCAUGACGUCUGCUCAGCGCAUGCGCCGCAUUAAAAAGGAACGCAAACUCCAAUGGGUAUUUGGCGAGAAAGUCUCUCGUUUAGACGGACAAAUUGUCAUCAUGCCCAACAAUGACUUGAUGGAACACGACAAUAGGAGUAGCGUAAUUUCAAUGGUUUCGGAGACUUCUCGAAAGACUACAAAAGACGUAUGGAACAGGAAAAAGAAGGUUGAGAAGCUGGAAUCCAUUUUUGGAAGAGAGCUAAGAGAUUCCCAGCUAAUUUCCCAGAAUAUUUUUAAGAAGAACGGAAACGCAAAUGGAGAAAAAGUGUCAAAAGAGAAACCGGCCGACCAAGAAAUGGAAAAAAGUCUCAAAUCGCCGAACGAGUUAAGUCCCAAAGAGCGACGAAUGCUAUGGAAAAAGACGAAGAAGCUUCAAGUAGUUUUGGGACAACCACUGGAUGAAAAUGUAGUAUGGCAAUCGCUUACUCUACCAGCAAUAAAUUCUACCACCUCACCUCGAGGGAAACAGUUUUCGCCUACCAGUCUUCCGGUAUACGACUAUCCUGCUCGAAAUCCAGAUGGCACCUUAUCUUACGUGCGCCGGAUUCCUCGUCGUGCUUCUGAUCCUAUGCCGCCCUCGCCCUCAUUAUCAGUCACCAGUAAUUCUUCAUCUUUGUUACAUUCCCCUCUUCCACCAGCACCAUCCAUGUAUUCAAGACCUCGAUCGGGAAGUUUUGAUUCUGCUACCUUUAGUAUGUCCGAAGUUCCAUUGAUCAUUGUUAACAAAGAUUCUAAGGAAUAUAGACGCAAAAAGUUGCAGAAACUGUAUCACUUUCUAGGAGAGAAAGUGCCUGUGCAUAUAGUUCUUGGAGGAGAAGCCGAAGAUAUAGAUAAAGAAGAUUCGUCUCAGAAAGCAAAACGUAAAAAUGGUCGGCCACAUUAUUCGCGGUCUAAACAUUCUUCAUCGGAAAAUGUAGCUGACCAGUCUCUGCGAGAAGAUGUCCCUAAUAAAUUGUCCGCUGCAGAUAAGAAGCGCCAUUUGCAACGUGCGGUCAAGUUGGAGAAGGUCUUUGGCGAAAUUCCACCGCAAGACCUCUUUAAACGUAGCCCUACAACGAAUCCUGAACACGAAAACUGCGCUGAUUUAAAUAUGCACAGACUGAGUAUCGUGUCGUUGGGUUAUUUGAUGGACAACGACAAGGAGGCAGUGUACGAGCUAAUAGAUUACAUGGCCGAAAGUGACGAAGAUGAUUUCACAUCGUCACCCAAUGCCAUAAACUCUGCCGCACAUUUCGACAGACAGGCAAUCUCAGCCCCGUCGUCUCCUCACUCUGAAUCUCCGCAUCAGUCUCGAUAUUUGCACUCUAAGCAAUCUCGAAUGCGAGGAAUACGCAAGUUAUCGCAUUUCUUUGGAGCUACAUAUGGUCAGAUGUUCCCUGAUCAAGUACUUGGAGAAAUUUUGGGGGAGAUUGAGUACGAAAUACACGAGGCGUCACGUAAUGACAACGUGGAUAGGGCUGUGGUAGAUGGAUUAAUGGGACAAUUACAUACUCUCAGAAUGAGAUCCGGAGAAUUAGCUCCUAGCGAUGACGAAAUGGAAGAUGGUGGGGAAAUAGACAAUGCUCGUAGCGUCAAAUCUGGAGAAAUCGAUAAUGAGUCGAUAUAUGAAGAUGUGAGGAAAUGGUAUGAGAAGAAUGGAAGUGAUAGAGUCUUAUUACCUGUCAAUUAA
This is a messenger RNA of Paraglomus occultum, 3252 nucleotides long. Lineage: Eukaryota; Fungi; Glomeromycota; Glomeromycetes; Paraglomerales; Paraglomeraceae. The record is from the annotation of a GenBank genome assembly.